This is a messenger RNA of Alnus glutinosa, 882 nucleotides long. Its product is annotated as peptidyl-prolyl cis-trans isomerase FKBP17-1, chloroplastic. The transcript is spliced from 4 exons. Gene Ontology annotation, molecular function: peptidyl-prolyl cis-trans isomerase activity. NCBI's taxonomy places the organism in Eukaryota, Viridiplantae, Streptophyta, Magnoliopsida, Fagales, Betulaceae. Bases 75 to 758 code for a protein of 227 amino acids. The record is from RefSeq and is a predicted model, not a curated record.
UCCCACAGACGGCGGAAAUUAUUCGUCGUUUUAUCUGUUUUGCGCUUAAUAGAUAACCCUUAACAGGGGAGAAGAUGAUUCAGUGUGCCGCUGCUGUACAAUGUCCUCGUGCUUCCCACCAUUCAAUCCUCCGGUUCGUGCCUCCAAUAUCACCAUCGAACAACGUCUCUGCAACUUCUUCUCCCGCUUCAUCUUCUUCAGUAACAAGUAGAAGAGCAGCUCUAUCUCUCUCUCUUUUCUCCGCUACUUUCUCAGCACUGAUCUUCUCGCCCCCUGCUUCUUCUUCAUCUUCCAAGUCCGCCAUAUCCGAGUUCCGCGAGCUCCCAAAUUCUGGUGGCGUGAAGGUAUUGGACGUUCGCUUUGGUUCCGGAGAGCUUCCCCUGGAUGGCGACCAGGUUGCAAUUCAUUACUAUGGAAGGUUGGCAGCAAAGCAAGGAUGGCGCUUUGAUUCAACAUAUGAUCACAAAGAUGAAAAUGGUGAACCAAUUCCUUUUGUGUUUGUACUAGGCUCUGGGAAAGUGAUUUCAGGGAUAGAAGCAGCUGUGAGAUCAAUGAAAGUAGGUGGUAUACGAAGAGUCAUCAUCCCACAAUCCCAAGGAUAUCAGAGCACAUCCCAAGAACCCAUACCACCUAAUUUUUUUGACAGGCAGAGGCUAUUUACUACCAUUUUCAAUCCAACUCGUCUUGCCAAUGGAGAAGGCUCAACAUUAGGGACUCUCAUAUUUGAUAUCGAGUUUGUCAGUGCGAGGCAUCAAUGAAGUAGAAUACUUUUAUGAUUCUGAAAACCGCUCGUGCAUUUUACACAGCUCAAUCCAAUGUUUUUUUUGUUCAUGAUCGGAAACCAUGUUUAUGAUUCUGAAAACCGCUCGUGCAUUCCUAGUA